This is a messenger RNA of Gastrolobium bilobum, 609 nucleotides long. RefSeq lists its product as uncharacterized. NCBI's taxonomy places the organism in Eukaryota, Viridiplantae, Streptophyta, Magnoliopsida, Fabales, Fabaceae. The coding region runs from base 1 to 609 and encodes 202 amino acids. The record is from RefSeq and is a predicted model, not a curated record. The transcript has a single exon. Gene Ontology annotation, cellular component: plasma membrane.
AUGGCCAAAGUUUCUAGGUCAAGACAUGAAACAAUUGACCAAGAGACAGCCAUGUCCUGGCCCAAGCACAAGAAAGAAAGCAAAUGUUUCGUGUACAUGUUAGCUGCCUUUGUCAUCUUUUGUGCAGGUCUAUUGGUUUUUGCAUGCGUAAUGCGUGUGAAUAAUCCAGAUGUCAAAUUAACGUUAGCUACGCUGAAUCAAAUUAGUUAUAGGGCUUCACCAUCAUCUUCUUUUAACGCUAGUAUGAUCAUCCAUCUCAGAAUCAAGAACCCAAAUCAUGGUGGCUUCCGUUACGAGAAUAGCAGUGUGAAUUUGCUAUAUCGGAAUGUAAGGGUCGGUGGUAGGGUAAUCCGCAGUGACAGAGUGAAGGCCAAAGAAACCAAAGAAGUGACUGUUCCGAUGGACGUGAGGUCCGUUAAGUUGCCCGUUAACGUUGCUGGGAUUCUUUCUACGGAAAUCAAUUCAGGGACGUUGAAUCUCACAAGUUAUGCCAAAUUUAGUGGCACGGUUACACUGCUGAAGAUUAUCAACAAGAGAAAGACCAUAGAAAUGGCUUGCAUCAUGAAUUUCAACUUGAUCUCCCACUCAAUUCAGGGUAUCCAAUGCUAA